AAGCCGCCUCUCUGCCGGGAGAGGAAGGCUCUUUUUCGGUCAGAUGGCGUGCUGCAGUCCGCCCCCGUCAUUCUCCAGCCCACACAGACAGCGAAAAGGCAGCCAGCGACCAAUACGGUGCGCCGGAGGAGGAUUUCUGCCAGUGAUUUCAGACGAAGUACGACACGCGAAGGGGAUUUACUACGGCGACGUGAGGCGCGCAAGCUCGCGGCGAUAGUAUCGACCUGUGACAUCGGUGGUUGGAGAGACGAAUCACGCCGGUCUCCUCUCUGCACAUCUGCCUGGCCUGGAAAAGAGCCGCGUGCCAUGUCUCUGCCACGCACACUUGGGGAGCUGCAGCUCUAUCGGGUGCUGCAAAGGGCCAACCUGCUCGCCUAUUAUGAAACCUUCAUUCAGCAGGGCGGUGACGACGUGCAGCAGCUCUGCGAGGCAGCGGAGGAGGAGUUUCUGGAGAUCAUGGCACUAGUUGGCAUGGCCACCAAGCCACUGCAUGUGCGUAGGCUGCAAAAGGCCCUCCGUGACUGGGCAGCCAACCCUGCCCUUUUCAACCAGCCCGUCUCCAGUGUUCCGCACGGGGGCAUCCCUCUGUUCAAAGUGGACGGAACGGGCACAAGUGGAUCAUCAGGCGGGCCCAGGAAGUCUGUGAGCAAUGGGCAGCCGGGGUCACCGUGUGAAAGGGAGGAUCGGGCGUGUCUUACUCCAAUGCACGGUGGGAGUCCAAGAAGCCCCUGCUCCCAGGCCUCUCCACAGCCACCAGACAUGCACUACAGGGAAAAACUGUCACCCAUGGACCCUCACUGGCUCAGCCCGGAGCCAGACGGGAACUGCAGCGCAUCUGGAAUGGAGGAGGAGCCGCCCAGCCCACCUCUGCUGUCAAUGUGUCCCCCUGGUCCCUCCACAUCUCCAAGUCCUUCUGCUUCUAUUGCCCCGGCAGCCCUGUCUGCCUGGCCUGGAGGACAGCUGGACGGGGAGACGGCCAGGGCGGUGGUGGCCAGCGUGGACAGGCUCCUCAGGACCCUGCCGAUGUCAGAUCCUGCGGAGGUGAAGACUCUGCUGAGGAUGAACAAGAAGAUGGCCAAGACUGUGGGGCACAUCUUUAAAAUGGGGUCCCAGGAUGUGAACAAGGAGGAGGAGAUCCGAAAGUACAGUCUCAUUUAUGGACGCUUUGACUCAAAGAGGAGAGAAGGCAAGCAGCUCACACAUCAUGAGUUGAUCAUCAAUGAAGCUGCAGCCCAGUUCUGUAUGCGCGACAAUGCCCUUUUGCUGAGACGGGUUGAGCUCUUUUCUUUGGCUCGGCAGGUGGCGAGAAAAUGUGCCUACACCUCCACUCUAAAGCAAACAAGGACAAAUGCAGAUGAGAACAGCGUGGUGUCACAGAAGAGGGCGAGACACGAGGUAAUCGAUCCUGAGAGCGUGUCAUCACUUCUCGGAGUGGAGGGGUCAGAGGCCUUGACCCAGAGGGCGGACGAUGACAGCUUAUCUGCAGAAAGCCUCGACAGUGUAUCACAUGACAUCGGCUCACAGUGCAACCAGUCUCCUUCCCCCCGUCCCCACACCGACGCCUCCAACCCUGCCAACUGGAGUCGCCAUCUCAUACAGCAAACACUAAUGGACGAAGGGCUGCGAUUGGCUCGGAUGGUGUCUCAUGAUCGGGCCGGCAAGAUCAGCCUAGGGUCAGAAGGACCUCGUUCCACAGACCAUGACAGUAAAGUGGAGAAGCGGAGCUCAUUUACAGCGUGUAGGAGCAGUAGCCCUUGCAUCACCAAAGACAACACCAAUCACCGGGGGAAAUGAGAACGCUCGGAGGUCAUCUGGGAACUUUUUGUGCUCAGGCCUGCCACUGAACUCCACACUGAGACUCCGCUGUACAGGCUGUAACUGAGCAGGUUAUUCCACGUGUACUUCACUGACAUCACAAGCAUAAACAUCACAAGCCUAAACAGUUAAUGUCAGAAUUUACCAGUGACUGAUAUUAUACACAUGCAGUGACUUCAAAAAGUUAUGGAUCAAGUUAAAAAUGUUUUGACUUUAUAUUCAGUAAAGACACCUUUUUUUGUUUGAUUUUUUUAAUUCCAUGACUACAUGUCCUGCAGAUUUUAGCUGAUAGUAAAAAGAUCUGAAACUGAUCUUUUUUGUUAAAUGAAUCAGUCUGUUGUGAGCAGUGCUGUAAAAGACACCUUUCUUCAGAUGAAAUGGGCUCACCACAGCAGGGGGCACUGCAACUCUGUAAAUGGACUCUUAACUUGGGUAAAACUGGAGUUACAUGGUUGCAGUCUCAGCAAGUAAUAUCAUAACACGACAACAAUCCCUGCAGCCCAUCACCCUCAGGAAACAAACAGACAUCAAUAUUGUAGUCAGACUGAUUCAAACAUGAAUGGUAUUUUUCAGUAAUUUUACAGAGAAGGAUAACAUGAAUUGACCAAGAUUGCCCAGAUCAUGGAAAAUUUGAUCAUUUACUGCAUUAUCUUAUCACCCAUCCAAUCUGCACUGAUAUAUACUGAGAUGUUUGAUAUAUGAAGCUACCAGUCUUCCCCCUCACAUCCUUGUUGAACAAUAUUUGACCACAAAUGGCUGAAAUUGUUUGCAUGAGAAGAUGCUUCAGGCUUUAGUUUGAGGCAUUUCACUAUUUUCAAUUCUGUUAAAAAUGUACUCUGAAUAUAUUUUCUAAACUCAAUGAGAUUUAAAAAGAAUACCCACAUUUUAUUAAUUUCCAGGCAAAAGUUGAAUUCUUUUCCCCCACUUUAUAUGGUGAAGUCAGGUUUACAAGGUUUACAAACUCGCAGGGUUCAGUGUCUUGCUCAAGAGCAUUUCAGCAGGGAGGAUGUUCUCGGACUCUGUAUAGAGCCUUUUGAUUAAACUGCAUUCAGAACUUCAUUGCAAGAUUUAUAAAAGAAUUAAUUUAAAACUGUUUCACUGCAUUUUUAAAAUAUUCAAAUGUGGUGAUUAAGGUAGAUUAUUGAUGCAAUUCUUUUUUUAGGUGUAGCGGACACUCGUGGGCUGUAGCGGUGUUAUUUUGGGAUGAUUUAUUUAGUCUAAGAUAUUAACAAGGUGAGACUUACGUUAGUUUUACUUUUUCAAAAAAUUCUUUUGACCUUUGAGGCUUGCAGUAAUUUAAAAUGAAUAAUCUCCCUUUGUAAGCUUGAGAAAAACAAAAACACACACGCAGAGGUUUACAGAAAGAAACCAUAUGGUGCUUGACUUUUGAUACAUCAGCAGCAUCUGUAAUUUAUUUCAACCUACUGGCCCCCUCGGAAUUGUUGAAAUGUGUUCAUAUAACAACAAGACUCAUGUUGAUAAUUAAUGAAAACAUUACGUUUUUUGGAACCUUAAUCACAGUAUGUCAGUGAGGUAGCUUGUGUGAAUCAGUUACACCUGCCCGUCUCCUGAGCAUUAGCAACCUCAGUUUAUUAUGUUGCAAAACAGAUUAUUUAUUUUGUUACAUCCUAAUAAAUGUUAUUUUAUUGUUUAAA
This is a messenger RNA of Scophthalmus maximus (turbot), 3470 nucleotides long. RefSeq names its product NGFI-A binding protein 2 (EGR1 binding protein 2) (gene nab2). NCBI's taxonomy places the organism in Eukaryota, Metazoa, Chordata, Actinopteri, Pleuronectiformes, Scophthalmidae. The record is from RefSeq and is a predicted model, not a curated record. The transcript has 8 exons. Bases 307 to 1794 code for a protein of 495 amino acids. Gene Ontology annotation, cellular component: nucleus. Gene Ontology annotation, biological process: negative regulation of DNA-templated transcription. Gene Ontology annotation, molecular function: transcription coregulator activity; transcription factor binding.